Closterium sp. Naga37s-1 is the source of this 1011-nucleotide messenger RNA. Lineage: Eukaryota; Viridiplantae; Streptophyta; Zygnematophyceae; Desmidiales; Closteriaceae. The record is from the annotation of a GenBank genome assembly.
AUGGGAUGCUCGUGCUCGUGCCUUGCGUUCGACGAUGACGUUCCCGAUCCUGGCGCUCCUUCCGGUGCAGCUAUCCCCGCCUUUCAGCCACAAUCUCAACCCGCGACCGCGGCGGGCCCGCAACGGUCGUCGAAAAUAGCCGUGCCGCGGCAGUCAAUAGACGAUUUCAAGGCGGCGACGGACAACUUCUCGCCGGGGAACAUGCUAGGCGAGGGGUCGUUCGGGCGCGUGUACCAGGGCUCGCUCAACGGCCGCACCGUCGCGGUGAAAAAGCUCGAAGCGAGCUCGCAACCCGACAACGAGUUCCUCGAAGGGGUGGCGACGGUGAGUCAGCUGCAGCACGACAACGUGACGCAGAUGAUCGCCUUCUGCGCCGACUGCCAUCAGCGCGCGCUGGCCUUUGAGUAUGCUACUCACGGCAGCGUGCACGACAUACUGCACGGCCGCAAGAUACCGCGCAAGACAGACGACCCGCCCAUAACGCUCACAUGGCACCAGCGAGUGAAGGUAGCCCUGGGAGCAGCCAAGGGCCUCGAGUACCUCCACGAGAAGGCCAACCCGUCUCUCGUGCACAAAUCCGUCAAGUCUGCCAACGUGCUGGUGUUUGAGGGGUUUGAGGGCAAGAUCGCGGAUUUCAAUGUGGCGAACGAGGCCCCGGAUCAAGGGUCACGCAUGGUGUCCACGCGUGUGCUCGGCACAUUCGGAUACAACGCACCGGAGUACGCCACAUUGGGUCGGCUAACACAGAAGAGUGACGUGUACAGCUUUGGCGUGGUGCUGCUAGAGCUCCUCACAGGCCGCAAGCCGGUAGACCCCAACAUGCCCCGAGGCCAACAGUCGCUCCUCGUGUGUGUGGAUAUAUGCCUGAGUGUGCUUGACAACGCCCCUCUUCCCGUCACUCAUCUGCUUGCCUCCUUCUUCGCAGUACCACCCUCCCUCACUCCCCCUUUUUUGUUGGGGGGGCGGAGUGGUGGUUAUCUGAUCAACAUCUCGAUUUUUUUGCUGUCUUAA